Molecule: messenger RNA, 946 nt
Organism: Anopheles maculipalpis
Lineage: Eukaryota; Metazoa; Arthropoda; Insecta; Diptera; Culicidae
Product: pseudouridylate synthase TRUB2, mitochondrial
Exons: 3
Coding region: 2-946 (314 amino acids)
Biological process (GO): pseudouridine synthesis; RNA processing
Molecular function (GO): RNA binding; pseudouridine synthase activity
Source: RefSeq, a predicted model, not a curated record
AAUGGCUUUAAAGCUUGUCAAGGACGCCCCAACGGUAUGGAACUAUCUGAAUGGGUUGGUGAAUCUUUACAAACCGACCGGAGUAACAGUGCAGCAAGUGCAAAACACGAUCACCCACAACCUAUGCCGAGAUCUAAACCAACUCGAAGUGCGACCAUCACUGCAGCGUGUAGUCAUUGGCGAUGCAGGUGAUUCCAAGUUGAUUGUGAGAAAAGUUGAAGAUUUGUCGGACAACGUACUAGUGACCGGACCCCGCUAUCAGCCAGAAGAUAUCAAAUGCCGAUUCUCUGCAAAUCAUGGUCGUAUCACGAGCGGUGUAAUAGUACUGGGCAUCAACAAUGGCACAAGGCUCGCAUUUAAACUACAACAGAAUCGUCCACUGCGUGUGUAUCGCGUGACCGGAUUCCUUGGAAAAGCGACCGAAACCCAUUUCGCCGAGUCUCGCGUAACGGCUCGGGCCACCAUCGAGCACAUUGGGUCAGAGAAAAUCGGUCGCUUGCUGGCAUCGAUUCAGGCAUCACAUCAGCGCAAAAUGUUCGAACUAAGCGGAAUCGAUAUACAAUCGCAAGCAGCUUACGAACUAGCAUGCCGAGGAACGAUACGACCCGCCGAUAAUCGCGUUCCAAUGAUCUACGGCAUACGGCUGGCCGAGUAUCGGAAGCCUUUCUUUACCAUCGAAAUUCAUGCGAUCAAUGAAACGGAAGCGUACCUUGGUGAACUGAUUCACGAGAUUGGAAUACAACUGAAAUCGUGUGCACAUUGUACCGGUGUACGAUGCAUACGGCACGGUCACUUUCUGUUGGACCAUUCGUUGCUAAGAAAGGACUGGAACCUGCAGAACAUCAUAAGCGGUAUGGCACACACAAAUAAGCUCAUAAAUCAGCAUCCAGACAUGUUACAGCAGGACAGUUCAUCCUUGCAAGAAAUGGCGGUGUCUGAUCGAUAA